Messenger RNA from Aspergillus caelatus, 1593 nucleotides. RefSeq names its product legume-like lectin family protein. Gene Ontology annotation, cellular component: endoplasmic reticulum membrane; COPII-coated ER to Golgi transport vesicle; endoplasmic reticulum-Golgi intermediate compartment. Gene Ontology annotation, molecular function: D-mannose binding. Gene Ontology annotation, biological process: endoplasmic reticulum organization; Golgi organization; endoplasmic reticulum to Golgi vesicle-mediated transport. Bases 415 to 1383 code for a protein of 322 amino acids. The record is from RefSeq and is a predicted model, not a curated record. The transcript is spliced from 6 exons. NCBI's taxonomy places the organism in Eukaryota, Fungi, Ascomycota, Eurotiomycetes, Eurotiales, Aspergillaceae.
GAUGCGCGUCCGUCCGCCGGGGCUGACUACGCCACAGUUGCGAUGUGGACACUUGUUUGCAUGUUUACUGACGUCGAUCUCUGACCAGUCUACAUAGUAUUCCUUUCUGACAGUUUGCUUCGGCACCGCUCUUCUUCCAUUCCGUUCUUCACUCCUUCGUUCUCUUUCUGACAUUCCUCUCUAUUAUUCUCCGGUCGUCGACCUGCCGUUCGAUUGACUUUAUCCUCCGUCUCUUGCAAUUGAGUUCGGAGCUUGUGCAUGUCCCGGUGACAUUGAACUAUCUACGCCUUGCUGGUGGAGAGGACCCGAUUUCGUUAGCUGCAGUCCGUCGUUCAUAGUUAUCAUAACCUACCUGCUUUCACGGUCGUUUGUAUCUGCAGCUUGUUAAAGCUCAUUACCAAUUCCUGCCUCACAAUGCUGCUCCCGCGGCUCUCUUCUCUCUUGUGUCUUGCCGGCCUGGCGACUAUGCCAGUGGCCAAUGCUUACGACGGCGACGAGAACAUCAAGAGCAUUCCACUUCGCACUCACAGUCUCGCUCCGCCAUACCUGGAUUCAGACUUCCAAAGCCGCUGGUUCGAUUUUGGUGGUGACACGAUAAUCCGCGCAGACAAAUACAUCCGUCUUACGGCCGAUCGACCCUCGCAGCAGGGAUGGAUCUUCUCCCGUGUUCCCCUUACUGCGACAAACUGGGAGAUCGAGGUCGAGUUCAAGCUUCAUGGAAAUGGUAAUCUGCACGGCGAUGGCUUUGCCAUGUGGCUUACCAAACAGCGCGCCACGCAGGGUCCGGUCUUUGGAUCAACGGAUAACUUCGAGGGUCUCGGUAUCUUCUUUGACACCUACAAGAACAACCGUCCCGGUACCUCGUUCCCUUACGUCAUGGCUAUGAUGGGCGACGGACAGACCAGCUACGACCAGGCGCAUGACGGCAAGGCCAACGAAUUGGCCGGUUGUUCUGCCCGUGGUCUGCGAGGCGCUUCGAUCCCCACCAAAGCCCGUUUGACGUACUUCCAGGACAAGUCGUUGACUCUCGACCUGCAGUACAAGUCUGAGGACAGCUGGACCAACUGCUUUACCCUGACCGCGCCCGAGACCAACAUCGCUAUCCCGUCCGUCGCGUACCUGGGCUUCUCUGGCGAGACCGGUGAACUGAGCGACAACCAUGACAUCGUCUCGGUGAAAUCGCAGAACCUUUACAGCGUUGGACCUUCCAGCCGAUCUAGCCGUGGACCAAACGCCGACAGCGGCCGCGUCAAGAAGACCAAGAAGAGAAAGGGAAGCUGGAGCGGGUUCCUGUUCAAGACUGUUCUGUUCUUUGUUGUUGUUGCAGGCUGCUAUGUUGGGUUCACCAUGUACCGGAACAAACAGAGAUACUCGAGGUUCUAAGCGAUGGCGAGGGAAGAUAUUCAGGAAAAAGAAAGAAAACCCAAAAAAAAAGAAUCAGUAUGGUGUUCUGUUUCUACGUGAUUGCAUAGCCGUGUUGUUACUUGGAGAUUCCAAUAUAUUGUGACGAACAAAAGUUUCACGAGUCCUACAGUUGAUGAAGUAUGCGAAUUUGGAGCUUUAUAUCAGUCCAAUGAAAAUUAUGCGCUUAUC